Molecule: messenger RNA, 2436 nt
Organism: Bombina bombina (fire-bellied toad)
Lineage: Eukaryota; Metazoa; Chordata; Amphibia; Anura; Bombinatoridae
Product: basic proline-rich protein-like
Exons: 3
Coding region: 1-2436 (811 amino acids)
Source: RefSeq, a predicted model, not a curated record
AUGCUCACCCUGGGAGAAGUUUAUUAUGUUCAGGCCCUUUCCCCUCAGCACCUGGAUCUUUUCCAACCUAUGAGGCCUCCCAAGCAUUUUCCACAACCUCUACCACCACCAACAUCACCAGCACUUUAUGCUCCACCUGUGCUCUAUCCCGCACCACCUCCACAGACUGCAAAACCUCCACAGACUGCACCACCUCCACAGACUGCAGCACCUCCACAGACUGCACCACCUCCACAGGCUGCACCACCUCCACAGGCUGCACCACCUCCACAGACUGCACCACCUCCACAGACGGCACCACCUCCACAGGCUGCACCACCUCCACAAGCUACACCAACUCCUCAGGCUGCACCACCUCCACAGACUGCACCACCUCCACAGGCUGCACCACCUCCACAGACUGCACCACCUCCACAGGCUGCACCACCUCCACAAGCUGCACCACCUCCUCAGGCUGCCCCACCUCCCCAGGCUACACCACCUCCACAUGCUCCAUCACCUCCAGAAGCUGCACCCCCUCCCCAGGCUACACUACCUCCACAGGAUGCACCCACUCAACAGAAUGCACCACCUCCACAAGCUGCACCACCUCUACAGACUGCACCACCUCCACAGGUUACAUCACCUCCACAGACUGCACCACCUCCACAAGCUGCACCACCUCCCCAGGCUACACCACCUCCACAGAAUGCACCCACUCCACAGCCUGCACCUUCUCCACAAGCUGCUACACCACCUCCACAGGCUACAGCACUUCCACAGACGGCACCACCUCCACAGACUGCAUCACCUCCACAGGCUGCACACCCUCCACAGGCUACACCACCUCCUCAAGCUACACCACCUCCACAGGCUACACCACCUCCACAGGCAACAGCACUUCCACAGGUGGCACCACUUCCACAGGCUGCAUCACCUCCACAGACUACAUCCCCUCCACAGGCUGCACCCCCUCCACAGGCUGCACAACCUCCACAGGUUAUACCACUUCCACAGGCUACACCACCUCCACAGGCUACAGCACUUCCACAGGCGGCAACCACUUCACAGGCUGCAUCACCUCCAAAGACUACAUCACCUCCACAGGCUGCACCCCCUCCACAGGCUGCACCCCCUCCACAGGCUGCACCACCUCCACAGGCUACACCACCUCCACAGGUUACACCACCUCCACAGGCUGCACCACCUCCACAGGCUACACCACCUCCACAGGUUACACCACCUCCACAGGCUGCACCACCUCCACAGACUGCACCACCUCCACAGGCUGCACCACCUCCACAGACUGCACCACCUCCACAGGCUGCACCACCUCCUCAGGCUGCCCCACCUCCCCAGGCUACACCACCUCCACAUGCUUCAUCGCCUCCACAAGCUGCACCCCCUCCCCAGGCUACACUACCUCCACAGGAUGCACCCACUCAACAGACUGCACCACCUCCACAAGCUGCACCACCUCUACAGACUGCACCACCUCCACAGGUUACAUCACCUCCACAGACUGCACCACCUCCACAAGCUGCACCACCUCUACAGACUGCACCACCUCCACAGGUUAUAUCACCUCCACAGACUGCACCACCUCCACAAGCUGCACCACCUCCCCAGGCUACACCACCUCCACAGAAUGCACCCACUCCACAGCCUGCACCUUCUCCACAAGCUGCACCACCUCCACAGGCUGCACCACUUCCACAUGCUGCACCACCUCCACAGGCUACACCACCUCCACAGGCUACAGCACUUCCACAGACGGCACCACCUCCACAGACUGCAUCACCUCCACAGGCUGCACACCCUCCACAGGCUACACCACCUCCUCAAGUUACACCACCUCCACAGGCUACACCACCUCCACAGGCUACAGCACUUCCACAGGUGGCACCACUUCCACAGGCUGCAUCACCUCCACAGACUACAUCCCCUCCACAGGCUGCACCCCCUCCACAGGCUGCACAACCUCCACAGGUUAUACCACUUCCACAGGCUACACCACCUCCACAGGCUACAACACUUCCACAGGCUACAACACUUCCACAGGCUGCAUCACCUCCAAAGACUACAUCACCUCCACAGGCUGCACACCCUCCACAGCUGCACCCCCCUCCACAGGCUACACCACCUCCACAGGUUACACCACCUCCACAGGCUGCACCACCUCCACAGGCUACACCACCUCCACAGGUUACACCACCUCCACAGGCUGCACCACCUAGACAAGCUGUACCACCUACAAAAACUACACCACCUCCACAAGCUGCACCACCUCCACAGGCUGCACUACCUCCACAGGAUACACCACCUUCACAAGCCAUACCACAUCCACAGGAUACACCACCUCCAAAGGCUGCAUCACCUCCACAGCCUGCACCACCUCCACAGGCUGCACCACCUCCACCGGAUACACCACCUCCUCAAGCUGCACCACCUCCAUAG